AUGGCGGCACAGGCGGCGGCGGCGGCGCAGGCGGCGGCGCAGGCGGCGGCGGCCGCGCAGGUAGCCGCGGCUCAAGCAGCGCAGGCCGAGGCAGCCGAGUCGUGGUAUUUGGCUCUCCUGGGGUUCGCCGAGCAUUUCCGCACGUCCAGCCCGCCCAAGAUCCGCCUGUGCGUUCACUGCCUUCAGGCCGUGUUUCCGUUCAAGCCGCCUCAGCGGAUCGAGGCCCGUACGCAUCUGCAGCUCGGCUCGGUGCUUUACCACCACACGAAGAAUAGCGAGCAGGCGCGCAGCCACUUGGAGAAGGCGUGGUUGAUAUCACAGCAAAUCCCACAGUUUGAAGAUGUUAAAUUUGAGGCAGCAAGCCUAUUGUCAGAGCUGUAUUGUCAAGAGAACUCUGUGGAUGCAGCGAAGCCACUGCUGCGGAAAGCCAUCCAGAUCUCACAGCAGACGCCAUACUGGCACUGCCGCCUCCUCUUCCAGCUCGCCCAACUGCACACACUGGAGAAGGACCUGGUAUCAGCCUGUGACCUCCUGGGCGUGGGGGCUGAGUAUGCCCGAGUGGUGGGAUCUGAAUAUACACGGGCACUAUUCCUGCUCAGCAAGGGGAUGUUGCUGCUGAUGGAGCGCAAACUGCAAGAGGUGCACCCAUUGCUCACACUGUGUGGGCAAAUUGUGGAGAACUGGCAGGGCAACCCCAUCCAGAAGGAAUCCCUGCGUGUCUUCUUCCUGGUGCUGCAGGUGACCCACUACCUGGAUGCUGGGCAGGUGAAGAGUGUCAAGCCAUGCCUAAAACAGCUGCAGCAGUGCAUUCAGACCAUCUCCACGCUACACGACGAUGAGAUCCUGCCCAGCAACCCUGCUGACCUCUUCCACUGGCUGCCCAAGGAGCAUAUGUGCGUUCUCGUCUACCUGGUCACAGUGAUGCAUUCGAUGCAGGCUGGCUACCUGGAGAAGGCGCAGAAAUACACAGACAAGGCACUCAUGCAGUUAGAAAAGCUCAAGAUGCUGGACUGCAGCCCCAUCCUGUCAUCCUUCCAAGUGAUCCUGCUAGAGCAUAUCAUCAUGUGCCGGCUCGUCACAGGCCACAAGGCCACCGCACUACAGGAGAUUUCCCAGGUCUGCCAGCUGUGCCAACAGUCCCCCCGGCUCUUCUCCAACCAUGCUGCCCAGUUACACACACUGCUGGGCCUGUACUGUGUCUCUGUGAACUGCAUGGACAAUGCUGAAGCCCAAUUCACCACAGCCCUGCGGCUCACCAACCACCAGGAGCUAUGGGCCUUCAUUGUGACCAACCUUGCGAGUGUGUAUAUACGGGAAGGAAAUAGACACCAAGAGGUACUGUACAGUUUGCUCGAGAGGAUAAACCCAGACCACAGCUUCCCAGUCAGCUCACACUGCCUCCGAGCAGCAGCUUUCUAUGUACGUGGGCUCUUCUCCUUCUUCCAGGGCCGCUACAAUGAAGCCAAGCGAUUUCUGCGAGAAACUCUAAAGAUGUCGAAUGCAGAGGACCUGAACCGCCUCACAGCCUGCUCCCUCGUGCUGCUGGGUCACAUCUUCUAUGUGCUGGGGAAUCACAGGGAGAGUAACAACAUGGUGGUGCCUGCCAUGCAACUGGCCAGCAAGAUCCCAGACAUGUCUGUGCAGUUGUGGUCAUCGGCCCUCCUGAGAGAUCUAAACAAGGCAUGCGGGAAUGCCAUGGAUGCCCAUGAGGCUGCACAGAUGCACCAGAACUUCUCCCAGCAGCUGCUACAGGACCACAUUGAGGCCUGCAGCCUCCCAGAGCACAACCUCAUUACGUGGACAGAUGGCCCACCCCCUGUGCAGUUCCAAGCUCAGAAUGGACCCAACACCAGCCUGGCCAGCCUUCUGUGAGGCCCUUCUGGCCUGUGUCCCCAACUUGGACCCAACACUGGAGCUCUCUGGGAACAAAACCACCAGGGUAUCUACCAGCCCCUCACCGUUGUCCAGAGCUGAGUGAGUCCCAGGAGUGCUGCAGCCGUCAUCUGCCUCUGAGGGUGACAGCUGAUCCCUGCCUGUACCAAGACUCAGUGCCAUCUCUUGGAGAGGACUGAUGUCCUAAUCUGUGUCUGAAUAGGAUGACAAUCUGUGUACAGGGCCAUCAUCAGACUGUUCAACCAAACCUUGGUGCCGACUACCUAAGUGCAACAGCACAAAGCAGCCUCCAGGCCAGAGCAAGCUGAUGGUAGAGAAAUAACCCUCACUUUCCUCAUCCUGCUGUUCUUCCAGUGUCCCUGCACUCAGGGACUUCUGAGGACCUGGAAGUCAGCCUCUUGUCCUGACUGUUCCUGGAAGGUGAUCUUUGUGCAGGGGAGGAGCUUGGGACCAGGUGUGCAUGUACAGUUGAUGGCAGCUGAGACUUUGGGUACCCACCUUGCCUUUGGCAAUCUCCUUGCCUCUUGGCCCAGGGUACUAGGCAGAAGUCCCGCUGGACCUGACUGAAGGAGUUUCCUUCCUGGGCAGCUGUGCGGCCUUCCCAUGGAGGACAGUUACGGGACCAUCUCAGCUUCUCUUGGCUUAUGGGCUCCACCAAGGGUGACACAGUGAUGUCAAGGGACAAUGGUUCCUGCCAGUUUGUGGUACCUAGAAAGGUACUCUCUUUGGUGGCGAAGAUGGUGCUUGGGAGCUGUCUGUCACCCAGGCACCAUGAAGGCCACUUCUCAGAGCUUUGGAAUCCAUGACUGAAGGGACAAGGUUCCAAGGCCUUCGUGGACAUCGUCACUGAACCACGUGGCAGCCACUGCCCAAGGCUAGGUGCUCCCAACCUUUUCAUCUUCCUCCAGCCCCUUGGGUCCCAGGGACCCCCCUCAGUGUCUGCAUUGCAGCCCUGCCUAUUUAUUUAAGCUUUCUUUUUUUUU
This is a messenger RNA of Arvicola amphibius (Eurasian water vole), 2876 nucleotides long. RefSeq names its product MAU2 sister chromatid cohesion factor (gene Mau2). Lineage: Eukaryota; Metazoa; Chordata; Mammalia; Rodentia; Cricetidae. The coding region runs from base 1 to 1872 and encodes 623 amino acids. Gene Ontology annotation, molecular function: protein binding; double-stranded DNA binding. Gene Ontology annotation, biological process: maintenance of mitotic sister chromatid cohesion; mitotic sister chromatid cohesion. Gene Ontology annotation, cellular component: chromatin; SMC loading complex. The transcript has 19 exons. The record is from RefSeq and is a predicted model, not a curated record.